UUGUCUCUUAGUAUUAUAAUAAAACAAGUGUCGCUUUACUUAUUUUGUAGAUUUCAUUUAGUGUGUUGUUAUUUUUCAGAUAGCAGGUGACACUACGUGGUGUGAGGACAGGAGUAGCCUAUUUUAUCACUUGUCAUUUUAACUUACAGUUUCGGUUAAAUUCAGAAAGUUACCAUCUUACCACCACCUACUUUCGAGAAAGGAAACUUGACACUGCGUUGUUGUAAUGGCUGAACCCAGAAUAUCUUCCAUUGAUGGGAAGUUAGCUGAAGAAUUUGCUGCUCCCUCCCACGUUGAGGAGGUCAAAGAGGAGAUGUCUGCUUUUGCCAUGCAUCACGUGGCAGCAGGUCGCAGGGUGGUUCUCAUCACAUCAGGGGGCACUAAAGUUCCCCUAGAGUCGCGCACUGUUCGCUUCCUCGAUAACUUCAGCAGUGGCAGACGAGGAGCAGCCUCCGCAGAAUAUUUCAUAGACUCCGGCUACGCUGUCAUCUUCCUGCACAGGCAUCGCUCCCUCUACCCUUAUACUCGUACAUUCUCAACCAUAAACAUGCUGGAUGCCCUGACGUUCAGAAGUGGAGAAGCAUCAUCUGGUAGCUCUAGUGAAGUCGUGGUUAACCAGCAGGUGCUACCGAACAUUGCCAAAGUGCUGAAGAGAUACCAAGAAGUGAAAGACAGCAGACUCCUCCUGCCCAUUGACUUCAGCACUCUGUCAGAGUAUUUGCAUCUUCUCAAAGCAGCAGCACAGGCACUCAGCACAAUAGGAUCAAAGGCCAUGUUCUACUUGGCGGCAGCAGUGUCUGAUUUCUAUAUCCCAGCAUCUGAGAUGCCUGAACACAAAAUCCAGUCUUCCAAUGGUCCUCUUCAACUCAGCUUGAACAUGGUCCCCAAGAUACUGUCUCCACUGGUGAAGGACUGGGCACCUCAGGCAUUUGUGAUAUCAUUUAAGCUGGAGACUGAUGCAACCAUACUGCUGGACAAGGCUCGACGGGCUUUGGACACCUACAGGCACCAGGUAGUGGUGGCCAACGUACUGGACUCUAGACGGGGUUAUGUGGUGGUGGUGACCCCUGCGACUCAGGCCGAGCUGAUCCUCACAGAGGAGGAUGUGAAGAACGAGGUGGAGAUAGAGGAGAGGAUAGUGAGCAACCUGACAUCGGCACACAAUAAGUUUAUAACUCAACAAGUGGGUUGACUUAUCAUCUGCAUGCCUGAGUCAGUGACGCAGUUUUAAGUUGUGUCUGUGCUCUUCCCUGACCCUGAGAUUGAGCUUGGCUUAAAUUUAUACUUGCCUGUUCUGCUGACAGAGUUACUGUAUAUGUUGUCUGGUUGCACAACCUUAAUAGUAACUGUAAUGCCUGUCCUUUUUACCUGUUCUAAAAUGGGCCUCUAAGGUCCAAAUGCUGUUUCUGUGCGGGGACAAUAUACAACUUAUUGACCGUUCAUAAAAUGUUUAUUCAAACUGUGCAAUGAUCCAGGACAUACUGUCUUUUGUGGGACACUUUGUCUUUUCUACAACAGUGACUAACAGUUGAAUAAUUCAGUGAUAUGAUUUACUAUGAGGGUCACCUGUAAUAAACAUUUACAAGUACA
This is a messenger RNA of Toxotes jaculatrix (banded archerfish), 1590 nucleotides long. RefSeq names its product phosphopantothenoylcysteine synthetase (gene ppcs). The record is from RefSeq and is a predicted model, not a curated record. The transcript is spliced from 4 exons. Gene Ontology annotation, cellular component: cytoplasm; nucleus. The coding region runs from base 227 to 1192 and encodes 321 amino acids. Lineage: Eukaryota; Metazoa; Chordata; Actinopteri; Toxotidae. Gene Ontology annotation, molecular function: phosphopantothenate--cysteine ligase activity. Gene Ontology annotation, biological process: coenzyme A biosynthetic process.